AUGGAGCGCAUCUUUGAUGCCAAGAGAUGCCCAGAUGAGAGCAGGCUUGCUUUCACGGUCUACAUGCUCACAAAAGAGGUUGAGCAUUGGUGGGCCAGUAUGAGCGUGAGAUACGCAAAGGAGUUGGAAUUCCUCCAACUGACGCAGGGAAACAAGUCUGUAGCAGAGUAUGCAGAGAGAUUCAAGCAUCUGGGACGCUUCUACACCAUGCCGCUCGAUGAGGAGUGGCGUUGCAGGAAGUUUGAGAAUGGUCUCAAAGGAGACAUUCGCUUAAUGGUAGCCCCGCUUUCCAUCAAGAACUUUGCCGCCUUGGUGGAAAAGGCUAGGGUUAUGGAGAAGAUGAAAUUGGAGGCCGAGAGUGAAGAGAAGAAGAAGCUGUAUGCUAGGCCUCAUCCACAGUUUCAGGGGCCUAAAGGCUUUUCUUCCUCGCCUAGAGGGAUCCAGUGCCACCAUGGUGGGGGACCACAUGUGGAGAGUGUUUACUCGCAGCUAUCAGGUUUCCGCAGGUGCAACCAUUGUGGUAGGGAGGGCCACUUUUGUAGAGAUUGUCCCACUUUGAGGAGGGCAGUGGCGCGACCUACAUAUCAGACUUCUGGUCAGACUCAGCAAAGGAGGGGAGGCAGCAGGCCUCAAGCUACAGGCAGGGUCUAUGCGAUGACGGGGUCAGAGGCAGCGGGUUCAGGUAACCUCGUCGUUGGUUGUUGUGUGAUUUCUGGCAAGUCUUGCUGCGUGCUUUUUGAUUCUGGAGCAACACUCUUUUGUGUCGGAGUCUUGUGUGCAGGAGUUAGGUCUGCUGGUGUGUGA
Messenger RNA from Vigna unguiculata (cowpea), 804 nucleotides. RefSeq lists its product as uncharacterized. The record is from RefSeq and is a predicted model, not a curated record. Lineage: Eukaryota; Viridiplantae; Streptophyta; Magnoliopsida; Fabales; Fabaceae. Gene Ontology annotation, molecular function: nucleic acid binding; zinc ion binding.